AAGGCGAGCUUGUUGAGCAUUCGGGCUACGAAUUCGAAGCGGUCGUUUUAGACUAUACCGCAACUAGGUCUGCUGUGCAGACAACACCCAGCUAUGUCAAGAAUACAAUCGAUCAUCUGAUCGUGUGCGUCAAGUCUACUCAGACCGUUACAGCCUUACGCCCUCUGGUACCCCGGCUUACGCCCGCACCGUCAAUCCUGCUCCUCCAAAAUGGUGCUGGCAUGAUUGAAGACGUCAAUGAGGAUAUAUGGCCGAACCCAAAGACACGACCCAGCUAUAUAACCGCGUCAUCUCGCAUGGCGUGACGCUCAAAGGCCCGUUCGACAUCAAGCACACUGGCCCUGCUGCCACUUCUCUUGGGCCUGUCCCGCGUGGCGAUGGUAUCGAUCAAACAAUAUCACCCUCAGCCGCCUUCCUUUUAGGGGCGCUAUCUCGAGCUCCACGCCUAAACUGUCAGUCAUACGGGUGGCUCGAUAUUCUGCAGCGGCAGCUAGAAAAACUCGCGGUAAAUGCAUUCAGCAACCCCCUGACGGCUCUGGCCGACUCGACAGUCGAGUAUUUCUUCAGUAUACCUGAAGUCCGCAGCGCACUCAUGCACGAGAUGUCCUCUGUGAUCUUUGAACUACCCGAGCUUCAGAGUGUGCCGGGUGUACAGGAGCGCUUAUCCGCGAAAGGACUCGAGGCUACUGUGAUGGAGGUUAUUGUGCAGAACAGGAGUACGACGUGCUCUAUGGUUUGGGACAUGAGGGCUGCAAGAGAGACGGAUAUACGGUAUAUCAAUGGGUACUGGGCGAGACGGGGUAGAACGAUGAGAUAGUGCAGAAGAUACAGGCGAUAACAGCUGAGAGGCAGAAGUGUCGAAGCAAACAAGGAGGGUCAAGAUAAAUGAUAAGCGUCGAAGCAGAGCGAGACUAGAGAGC
Molecule: messenger RNA, 920 nt
Organism: Didymella exigua CBS 183.55
Lineage: Eukaryota; Fungi; Ascomycota; Dothideomycetes; Pleosporales; Didymellaceae
Product: 6-phosphogluconate dehydrogenase C-terminal domain-like protein
Exons: 1
Coding region: 248-817 (189 amino acids)
Cellular component (GO): cytoplasm; mitochondrion
Molecular function (GO): 2-dehydropantoate 2-reductase activity; NADP binding
Source: RefSeq, a predicted model, not a curated record